Messenger RNA from Photinus pyralis (common eastern firefly), 1494 nucleotides. RefSeq lists its product as uncharacterized. NCBI's taxonomy places the organism in Eukaryota, Metazoa, Arthropoda, Insecta, Coleoptera, Lampyridae. The coding region runs from base 556 to 1422 and encodes 288 amino acids. The transcript has 2 exons. The record is from RefSeq and is a predicted model, not a curated record.
AAUAACUAUUGUAAUUAUCGUACCUAAUAAUGAGUACGUUUACACGGACACCUAACACCGGUUUUAUAACUACGGAUGUUUCUAAAACCGACGUUAAAUCGCGUGUAAACAAUGUGGUACAACCGAUGUUAUAAAUCCGGUUUCUUAACGCUACACCUCUUUAUAAUCGGGCGUGACGUUAUAACAUCGGUUUUAGGAACGCGUGUAAACAGCAUAAGCGGAUGUAAGUACAACCAAGCCAAUUAAAUUUCCCUAGAAGUUAAAAUAAAUGGCGGCAGCUGCCUUAACCUAAAAGAUGCAAAUUCCUGCAUUUGCACAAACUGAUAAACAAGUAAGAAAUCCCGCUAAUUAUCUAUUGUUUGAAUAGGUUUGGAUCAAGUUACUUUCCCUUUUUGUGUGUUAUUUGCUGCGUUACUCAUUUCUUCUCUGAUGGGUGUCCAGAGCGUUUUACCUCUUUCAUAAAGUAGUUUUCUAAUUAAAUUUUGUUGUUUAUAGUGGUGUAGUUUGUAGUUUAUAGAUAUUUUAGAAUACGUAGAUUUUUAUUUUUUAAUUAAAAUGUGUAGUGCUGCAAAACGUGAUACGUGGGAAGUAGAGGAAACACGGUUCCUUUUGAGACUAAUCCGCGAAAAGCAAGUGUUGAAAUCGUUGGAUGGAAAGAGAUUUCGAGCAGUCGACAUCUUUCAACAUCUAGAAGAACCGAUGCAUGAGAGAGGAUAUUUGAAGAAUGCCAAACAAAUGCAAACCCGUUUUAAAACAUUACGAUUUCAAUACAAUAAGUGUAAACGGCAAUUGAGUACAAGUGGUGCACAAAACUGUCGAUCGGACUUUCCCUUCUAUGAAGAAAUGAACGUUCUCCUAGGCGAUAGGCCAGUUUCACAACUGCAAGGUGUCGAUUCUGCACAAUGUUCGUCCAAGGAAUCAAAUUCAGAAUCGGACCAAUACGCAGAGGACGAUUAUGAAAAUACAGAUGUCGACACAACAUUAACUCAAGAACAAGAUGAUUUACAAGAGAAUACCCCCGAUCACGCUGCUGAGGAGUACAAUGCGACCCAGGAGUCUGAUGAACCAGUGCCAAAAAGAAGACGUUACUCUGAGAAAGGAGGACGACGAUCGUACCAACAAAACAUAGAAAAUUAUGCUAGAAUUUCAAAGCAAAAUUCUCUUGAAGUGCAGGAACGGCAAAUCGAGAGUGUUUCACAACUAUUUCUACAGCAAAGGGAAUAUGAAAAGGAAAUGAUGAAUAACUUUAUGGAACAACAUAAAGAGAUCAUGCAGCAAACAACGAAUGCCAUAAUUAGUUGUUUAAAUAAUGUUUUCCAUGUUCAUGAAUUGAAUAGACCAUCUACUUCUCGUUCUGAACCUAGCCGGCCGAGGGAACAUGUCAAGGGAUGUUUGUGUGUACAAUGUAUUAAUGUGGAAUAAGGACUUUAUUUUUUCUACAGUAAAUUUUUAUAAAAUACUUUGUAACAAUUUACAAUACAUUGUCUACUUAUA